This is a messenger RNA of Amphibalanus amphitrite, 932 nucleotides long. Its product is annotated as protein capicua homolog. Gene Ontology annotation, cellular component: nucleus. The transcript is spliced from 3 exons. NCBI's taxonomy places the organism in Eukaryota, Metazoa, Arthropoda, Thecostraca, Balanomorpha, Balanidae. Gene Ontology annotation, molecular function: DNA-binding transcription factor activity, RNA polymerase II-specific; RNA polymerase II transcription regulatory region sequence-specific DNA binding. The record is from RefSeq and is a predicted model, not a curated record. Gene Ontology annotation, biological process: regulation of transcription by RNA polymerase II. Bases 1 to 861 code for a protein of 286 amino acids.
AUGAGUUUGCGUGCCGUGGAUCCACGGGAUGCUGCUAACUCCGAGCACGCCUUUCAGGUAAAGGAGGCACACUUCAAGGCCCACCCAGAGUGGAAAUGGUGCAGCAAGGACCGGCGCAAGUCGUCGAGUAGCUCUUUGAAGACGGAGCCGGGCACGUCGGCCGCCGCCGGCGCGGCGACCGAGCGGCGCCGGCGGCGCGACUCGCCGCAGCCCGAGUCGGAUGACGAGCGCAUGGUCAUAUGUGAAGAGUCCACCGACCUGGAUCUGCUCUGCAAGGAGAACGUGGCCGACUCGGACGAGAGCGACUGGGAGCGGCGCGCCGGCCCGGCGGCGCCGGCCGCCGUCCGUCCGCGGCCCAUCAAGGCGCGCCCGGCGCCCGGCGGCGGCGAGCGGCACCCGUACAGCCCCGGACCGGUGGGCCGCUUCCAGCCGACCGGCGGCGCGUUCAAGUCCAUGUCGCCCGGACCGCGGCCCAGCAGUCCUGCAGCCCAGGAGGCCAAGCCGCCGGCCACGUUUGCUAUUCUGAACACGGUGCCCCGUCUAGGCGGCGCGGCGCCCGCCAGCGGCCCGCCGAGCGGCCUGCUCACCAGCCUGGUGCUGAAGACGACUGCUGGGCAGAGCGGUGCCGCUGCUGGCCAGGUAAUCCUGUCGCCUCAGCAGGGUUCCCAGGCGGCCGGGAGCUCGUCCGUUCAGUACCUGGUCUCGUCGCUGGCCGUUCAGACCGCCGACGGCAAGCUGCACCCGCUGAGUCUGGCAGCGUCGGCUCCGGCGCCGGCGUCAGCGGCGGCGGCCGUCACCACACCGGCCACCAUUCUGGUGACGUCAUCGUCGGCCAGCGCCGGCCCGCGGCCGGCGCGGUAAGCAGCACGACCACUACCGAUAUCCAGCUCCCAGAGUCAGGGGCGGAUCCAGGAGUUUUUGCAAAAAAAAAA